Darwinula stevensoni is the source of this 2457-nucleotide messenger RNA. The record is from the annotation of a GenBank genome assembly. NCBI's taxonomy places the organism in Eukaryota, Metazoa, Arthropoda, Ostracoda, Podocopida, Darwinulidae.
AUGGGUUCAAGCAGUAGGGAGAACGUGGAACAAGGAGUAGAUACCUUUAGCCAAAGCGUUCCAAUCAAGUUUCACAUCGCCGAAGCGUUCGAGGGUCGUCGGAUAGAUUAUAGCAGUAACGCUGAAUCGGCAUUCAUAAACAACACAGAAUGCAUUCGAAACGGUGAGUAUGUGAUUGGAAGCAUCGUGGAAUACACGUGCAACGAGUAUUAUACUCUCAAGGGAUCACGACGCCGGACUUGCAUAGGGAGCGGACGAUGGAACGGAAGAAAUACUCUUUGUGAGCCAGAUUGUGGGAAAAGAGUGCCACAAAGUUUGUCAGCAGGAGGAAAGCCAUCCCCCAUUGGAAAUUGGCCAUGGGUGGCUGCCAUUUAUGACGUCACGGAGAAGCUCAUCGUUUGUGGAGGGGCUCUCAUCCGAGAACAAUGGGUUCUGACCGCAGCUCAUUGCGUCGCCAAAGGCAAACGACCUCGGGAUAGGAAAGACUUUCGGGUUUAUCUGGGAAAAUACUAUCGGAAUGACUCCCUGGAUGAUGGAUUCGUGCAAAAGAGAGAGGUAUCUACGAUCAUCAUUCAUCAGGGCUAUAACUUACAUAACUUUGACUCGGACAUUGCCUUGCUGAGACUAACUGAACCGGUGGAGUUUACCAAAAGAGUGCAGUUGAUAUGUCUCCCGACAAAUACAUUUAUUCAUCUCUCGGAGGCAAACCUCGAGAAUGGAAAUCUAGGAAUGGUGGCUAGCUGGGGUCAAAAUUUAUCUGAUGUACUGAGUGGCGAGUUGACAGAGGUCGAAUUUCCAGUUUUAUCGAAUGACAACUGUCACAGAGAUACCAUACAUCUCACAGGCAACCCUGAUACCACGCGAACGCUCAGCUGGAACUCUUACUGUGCUGGACAUCAUAAGGAUACUUCUUAUAAAGACAUCGACGAAUGUCUAGUGCUGGACAAGCCGUGCGGUAGCAACGCGGUGUGCCAAAACUCCGUCCCCAGCUACACUUGCACUUGCAAGCAAGGCUUCGUCCCAGAUCCCCGACCCGAGAUAGCAUGUAAACAGAUCGCUGUGGGGACGAUCUGCGUGAAAAAUGUCGACUGCGUAAACAACGCCGAGUGCGUGGACGGGAUGUGUCGCUGCCGAGGCGGCUUCCUCACCCAAGGAGCCAUAUGCAUCGUUUCUAAUGCAUCAAUUUCAGACAUUGACGAAUGUGCGAUCUUGGACAAGUUGUGCGGCAGCAAUGCAAUGUGCCAAAAUUCUGUCCCAAGCUACACUUGCAUUUGCAAGCAAGGAUUCGCCCCGGCCCCCCGACCAGAGAUAGCCUGUAAACAGAUCUCUGUGGGGACCAUCUGCGUGAGCAAUGUCGACUGCGUGAACAACGCGGAGUGCGUGGACGGAACGUGUCGCUGCCGAGACGGUUUCCUUGCCCAAGGAGUCUCCUGCAUCGACAUCGACGAAUGUGCCGCCUUGGACAACCCAUGCGGCAGCAACGCGGUGUGCCAAAAUUCCGUCCCAAACUACUCUUGCACAUGCAAGCAGGGCUUCGUCCCGGCCCCCCGACCAGAGAUCGCCUGCAAACAGAUCUCUGUUGAGACGAUCUGCGUGAGCAACGUCGACUGCGUGAACAACGCGGAGUGUGUGGACAGGACGUGUCGCUGCCGAGGCGGCUUCCUCGCCCAAGGAGCCUCAUGCAUCGAUAGGAAACCUGCCGAUGGUGUUGUACCGUCGGUUGCCGAAACAUAUAGAGGGAAAAGUACCACCAAUAUCUCUGUUGGGACGAUCUGCGUGAGCAACAUCGACUGCGUGGAGAACGCGGAGUGCGCGGACAGGACGUGUCGUUGCCGAGGCGGUUUCCUAGCCCACGGAGCGUCCUGCAUCGACAUCGACGAAUGUGCGGUCUCUGACAAGACGUGCGGAAGCAACGCUAUUUGCCAAAACUCCAUCCCAAGCUACACUUGCACAUGCAAGCAAGGCUUCGUCCCGGCCCCCCGGCCCGAGAUCGCCUGUAAACAGAUCUCUGUGGAGACGAUCUGCGUGAACAACGUCGACUGCGUGAACAAUGCGGAGUGCGUGGACGGGACGUGUCGCUGCCGAGGUGGCUUCCUUGCUCAAGGAACCACCUGCAUCGAUGUGAACGAAUGCAAGGACCCGAACGCGUGCGGUGUCCACGCGCUGUGCGUGAAUCAGCCGGGCACAUACGCGUGCAAGUGCAAAACGGGAUUCCUUGGGGACCCGCCCACUCACCCGUGCCAAGGCAAAUUGAAUGAACGCUUGAAAUUGAUCUCGGUGAGGACGAUCUGCGUGAGCAACGUCGACUGCGUGGAGAACGCGGAAUGCGUGGAGGGGACGUGUCGCUGCCAAAGCGGCUUCCUCGCCCAAGAAGCCACCUGCAUCGGUAUCCCCUUCCUUUUCUUUCUUCUCUCAUAUGUGGAAGACAUGCGGACGCUAAUGGCGGCACGGUCGUAA